Actinia tenebrosa (Australian red waratah sea anemone) is the source of this 2274-nucleotide messenger RNA. Its product is annotated as histamine H2 receptor-like. NCBI's taxonomy places the organism in Eukaryota, Metazoa, Cnidaria, Anthozoa, Actiniaria, Actiniidae. Gene Ontology annotation, biological process: G protein-coupled receptor signaling pathway. Gene Ontology annotation, cellular component: plasma membrane. The record is from RefSeq and is a predicted model, not a curated record. Gene Ontology annotation, molecular function: G protein-coupled receptor activity.
GCCACUCUUCUUAUUAAAAAAAUAUGGCCCUAUCAAAAUAUAUACGACUUGAAGAAUCAAAGUGGAUUUGAAUCACGAAACCACACGAGAAAUUAAGAGCAACAAGACGUGCGAAGAACAGAAGAAAGAAAAGCUUCUUUACAAGAAAACCGCGCUUUAGUUCCAGACGUAUCAGUAAAAAGGUGGUAAAGGCGACAUCAAUCGAAAAUUCAGCACUUGUUUUACAUUGUAAUCAAACCUACCGCGAUGGCGUACGAUAUGUUCUACAAAGGGUACUUCCUAACUCCAAACCUGACAAUGGCCAUUAUCUAUAUAAUUUUUGGCAUCUAUACUGUUGUUGGCAAUAUUCUAGUUUGCUGUGUUUUCAUCAAAGACCCAGGUCGAAAUCUCAGGCGGACUUCCAACUACUUUGUAGUGAACUUAAGCUUGGCUGACAUCCUGGUCGGGAUUGCAGUAGAACCUAUAAAUGCGGCAAGCUACUGGACUAAUAAUAACGAGAUCCUCUUCGUUUAUUAUGUCUUUGCUUGCCUUUCUUGUAUCUGCUCCAUACUAAAUAUCUGCGCUCUUAUGGUAGACCGUUAUGUGGCCGUAAGAUAUCCAUUCCAGUACCGUACGAUCGUGUCUGGACCAAGAGUAAAACUAGCUUUAGUAAUCAUAUGGAUUCUAUCAAUACAUUUUGGUGUUCUACCGAUCCUUGGCUGGCGUUCAGAGAGUUUUCAAGUUUAUUUAUACGCACUUGGAGUCUUGACUCCGACUCUUGUCAUGCUAGUGACGUACUACGGCCUGACGAGAAUUCUCAAAAAGCAGGUUGAAAAUUUGAAGAAUAUCUCUGACACUAAAGAGUCAGCUUUCACUCGAAGAGGCGUCGAGCGAGAAAAGAGAAUUUCAACCACAGUUUUUAUCAUGCUCAUGGUUUUUCUCACCGCUUGGUUUCCUUUCGUCAUUGUUGAUUUUCUUUUAGUUUUUGGCUCCACAAGUCAAGAUCCUGAUGUGCGUCUUGCACGGGAUAUUACACUCAGUCUCGGGUUUUUCUCCUCUGGUAUCAACCCCGUAUUGUACGCUUGGAGAAUUCCUAACUUUAGAAGAGGGCUUCUUAUCUUGUUACGUUUGAAUAAAGUGCGUAAGAUUCGAGUUGGUCAUCAUUUAAACUCCUCUGUGCUACAUACGAAUUAUAGUAUUAAUAGCGUUAACCAAAACUAAAGAAAGAAAAAUCACGUUUGGGGCACUGGGCUCUCAAACAAGAAAGACCUAUGCGGAUUAGGACUUAUCUAGCUCGCUGGAGCGUGCUCAGAGCCAUCCGAUGUAUAUAAGAACAAGAGCAAAAUUUUGAAUAAUGCAAGUCGUGUUAAAGGAAGGAAAAAAGGGGAGUAGCCUAGUGAAAACACCGCUCGAAGCACAGUAGAAAAAGAAAAAGCUCAAAGGAACCAGAAGAAAAAAGGAACAAGAGCUGAACGCUGCUCUCAGAUUAGAAUUAACAAGUUUUCAAAACGUCUUUCCAGUGAGGAGACGGUAGAAAGUUCAGGAAAUAACAACUUAAUAAUAAGUUUUGAUGGUUCAAGUGUCCUGUCACUGUAAGCUUAGAAGAAAGAACAGAAGCUACUAGAAGUUAAAUAAAUAUUUGGAAAUUCCAGUCAGGAUUAUUCAUAUCACAUCAAAACGUUUUGUCUCUGAUUUAUAAAAUAUUGGAGUCUUUUUCGUUGGUCCUUAAACAAAAAUCUCCCCUGUAUGGUGGAGGCCUUUUUCACUGUAUGAGGUCUUUUUCAAACAACUUAAAAGUCUGUACAAAAAAUAUCAUUUUUUUGUAAGUGAAAUACAAUUACCGUAAAACUGAGCGACUCUCUUUAGGCUGAAACGAAAAUUUCAAGAGGAAAAGUAAUUAUGGAAUCAUUCGGACUUAUCUUUUUUUAAGUUAAAGUAAUUAUGAAUCAAAUCAGUAAUAGUAUUAAUGUCGAUAAGUCCUGAAUCGAAUGUAAAUGAACUAUUAAUUGUUUUAAAUGUAUGUGACUUAAAUUUUUUCCAGAACUCUUUUUGUUUAUUUACGCAUAAAAACUGGUCUUCUAGGUAAGCAGAAAUAAAAGAAAUACGUUGACGUAAUGGAAGUCGGUAGCAAAGACUUUUAUUCCACAUUACAUAGCCUGAGGACUUCCGAAGGCUUUUGGAGAUUGCAUACAUUCAACCACUGGAUAAGGAGUUACUAUGGGCACCUUGGCGAAGUACUAUAUGUCAAUAUUUGCGUUUAAAAAGGCUUACUCUUAGCUCAGUUCUUAAAAUAAA